Molecule: messenger RNA, 5546 nt
Organism: Trichobilharzia regenti
Lineage: Eukaryota; Metazoa; Platyhelminthes; Trematoda; Strigeidida; Schistosomatidae
Source: the annotation of a GenBank genome assembly
GUUUGAAAUUGCCGGUAUAAAAGUAACCCGGUAAGGUUGUUCCGUUUGCCAGGUGUUCGGUAAUUUGUUGACUGGUAACUCUCGCUCAAGGUGAAAAUACAUUGAUGGUUAAACUAAUGACUGGAGUAAAGUUUACUAUUUGAUAUCACAUACUGUUUCGGACUACAAGGCUACACAUUUUUGUUUCACUUCGUACUGAGUUACUCCUCCAUGUGGCCGCACUUUUCAACAGUUGCUUGGACAAAGUCCCUUAUUCAUGGGCCUCCAGCAUCAAGCGUUGGAGAGCAAGUAAGUAAUUCAGACAGUUGGGCUGCACUUGCUAAGCAGUGGGCUAAUCAGCGUAACAGUAAUAUGCAGUCCAAUUAUGCAAGUGAACUCGCUCCUCCACCCCCACCACCCCCACCGCCGCCACCGCCACCCCCUCCUCCUCCUCCUCCUCCUCCACCUCCUCCACCACCACCGCCACCACCACCACCACCUCCAGGUAUAACCCCAGAAUCUGCCCAGUUGCAGCCUGACACGGGUAGCAUAGUUCCCAAUGCGCCACAAAUCAGUACAGACCAUUCUUUAGUUCAGAAUCCUUCGGUCUGUGAGUUUAGAAACAAUGUGUUGCCGCAGGAAAUGCGACAAGCUGCCGGGGUCGCAGUUAUCUCCCAAUCUUCACAGAUUACACCUGAUGAUCCCCCACCUGCACGAAACGUGUGGUCUGCUCCCGAAAAUCCUACAUUUCAACAAAAUGCAUGGGCUAAAAAUGAUAAUCAUGUCUACUCUCAGGACAGAUGGCCCACACCUGGGAAUAUGUUGCCCCGAAAUCCAUGGUCUUCUGCAAAUUUUGCACGUCCACAAUGCACAUGGCCUGCAUAUGAAAACCACCCACCCCAACAAAAUGUCUGGCCUUCAUGUGACAACUCUGUAUCGUUGCGGAAUAGGUGGGAGGCACCUGAGAGUCAGUCUUAUGUCAACCAAUUUCCACAAACAUCUCAAAAUGUUGCUUCUGUGUCUAACUCUUCUGAUGAACAUCAUAAGUCUGGUAUUCGUCAGCUGACUCACCAUUCAUCUAGUGAAAUUGUAGAGGGCUCCUGUAGUCUUUCUGCAUCAUCUUAUGAGGAGCCAUAUUCUACCACGGGAAAUGCUUAUAGUCAUGCUACGCAGUAUCAAAGGAGGUGGGGUCAGGAUGAUGACAAGAAUUACAAUUACAACUCUCAUAGUUCAGGAGUCAAUGAUUAUCAUCAUUCCCACAAUAUUGGAAGACAGUUCAGUCAGUCUGCUACAAGACCUUUCAAUUCUUACAACGAGCCAAACCCUCGUUUUAGCCAGAGCAGUCGAGACAUGUGGCCGAGAAAUUCCGAACUUCGUCAACCUGUGGAGAGGUUUCCUCCACAUUCGCAGUUCAGUGAUUUACACCACUCGCAUGGUGACUAUUUCAGUCAAGUUGAAAAGGCUCCGCCUAGAUAUAUUUCUCCCACUAGGCCUCUAAAUUCAGAGGUAGAGAACGAUCAGUUCCACAGACAUCGUGACAAAGACUACCGUGUGACGCAAGAUCCUCCGGUUCAGUCGACGGUUGUAGGCGAUAGUUGGAGAGAUGUAGAUAUCCGUCCUGUUCAAGUUGACAAUACUAGUGAUACUAACCCAGCUAUUUUUCCCUCUGCAUCAAAUAAAUCCAAAGACGGACUGAGACCCGUUUCUCUUAUCCCCACUCCAAUCGAACUGGGGUGUAAACCAAGGGGACGCAAUACACAUCUACCUGUCCCGGAACAUUUAUUGUCAGCUUUCGAGGAGGCUGCCGCUAGUACUGGAGCUUGGCCUCCAAAGGGAUUAGAUCUGGAUCAAGCCGGAGGUCCUAAUGCUAAACCACGAGCUUUACCCGCUUGGCUUCGGGAUGAACUGGACAAGCUAGAGAAGAAAAAGGCUAAAGAAUUGGCAUCAGUAUCUAGUACAACUGUUUUAGGGGCUGCACCAAAUGCCAAAAGAGAUGAUGAGGGUGAUAUAGUUAUGGAGGAUGAAACUAAAGCUGAUUCCAGUAUUUUGAACCCUCCGUUACCAAGUAACAAUGAAAGAUCAGAUGAUGAUGAAUCCAAAGAGGGGGAGAAUCUUACUGAUGUGUCAAGUAGUCCCGUUAAUAACCAAGUUAGUCCUUACCCCCUUUCAUCACCUGGAAUUCAACUGGUUGAACCAUCGGAAGGCAGCAGAAGCCCUAAAACUGUGGUAAAACAAUUAGCUACAAUUAAUUCUCAAAGUAUUUUAUCCGAUGCUACGAAAUCAAUAACGCCUAUUCAUCCGUUAUCUCAUCAGGAAUUUUGUGAGUUAUUCGCUUCGUUGUUGGAUGAAGAACAAAGAGAUGAAACGGCUCGUUUUAUCACUCGCACAUUAACCGAAGCUUUGCUUGUUGUUACAACUGAACUGAUCGACGACAUAGUACAUGAGGCACUAACUUUGGAAGCUAAUUCAAGCAAAUCCGAUGACAGAGCACUGAAGAAAGACUCACCAGCUGUUGAUUCGCCAUAUCCCCUUUUAGGCUUAGUCUCAUACAAUACUGAAAGUGAGUCGGAUUCUGAUCAGAAAAUGUCGGGUCACAGGUCACGCCCCGAUUCUUUACCAGGUACACUACCAGUUAAUGAUGCUGAUGAUGUAAGGCUAGUUCUACAUCACAAGAUUGUGGUAAUAAUGAAGAUGAUCAAAGUAAGUUCCCGUGUUUUUGGGUUGACUGUUUAUGCAUACUACAGUCAAGCUUUCAGAAGUCCUGGUUGGAUCUUUCAAGUAGCUGCCAUGUUGUUCAGAAUCUCAGACAUCGUGACGUCUUUUAUAAACCAUAUUUACCGCCACAUUUCUAACUGUUCUAGUGAACGGUAAUAAACUGUCUUGCGUUAGCUCUAGUACAGUGUCAGGUGGCUAGUUCUGUUUAGAUUUUGUCUAUUCUUACCAGCACUUUAAUGUGAGGGGUGAGAUUCCUUCGAUUUCUUGUGGUAAUUGAACUAGUCUGAUCACUUAUAUAUGUCCAAACCAAGUUCACUUCCAACGGUUUGAAAGAAUUUGGGCAUUUGGUGUAUGUUAUUCAUUAUAAUAAAGGUUUUUUGUAUUUCCCAAUGAAUGAAAAAAUACAAAGUAAAAAAUAUCGUUUUGUUUUUCAUUCAUUGGGAAAUACAGAAAAUGUUUAUUAUAAUAGUCUGGUCAGUAUUUAAAUCUUUCCGAAACGGGUAAUGACGUUUCGCCCGUGUAUUUGAAGUCGUUUACUGAUAAAGUUCUAGGAGUCAAUUUUGUUGGCCAUAAGUUUUAAAGCUUUCAUUUAAUCAGGUACACGCAAACGUUAUGUUCUGUGCUAGGUAAACAACUUACGGAAUCCUUCGAAGUGAAGACGGGAGUAAGACAAGCUGGCUGCCUACUAUCGCCAAUGAUUUUCUGAUUGCAGUAGAUUGGAUAAUGCGACAGACAGCGGGCAACGGGAAAACAGGCAUAAAAUGGACCCACAAAAAAACUUGGAGGAUCUGGACUUCGCCGAUGAUGUAUGUCUGAUUUCCCACAAACACUGGAAGAUAUGCAAGUGAAAAGCAACGAGUUGGUAGAAGAAGCAUAAAAGAUAGGACUUCAGGUGAACGUUGAUAAAACAGAGGUGAUGAAGAUUUCUGGCCAACACCAACAGCCACAACAACAACAACAGACAACAAUCAGCCAGCAUAAAUGGGAGGAACCUGAAAGAAACAACCUCCUUUACCUACCCACCUGGGAAGCAGCGUUUCAACUACAGGCCAACGGAACUGAUGAGGAUAUCAAAGCCAGAAUCGGAAAAGCAAGACAAGCUUUUAUUACUCUCAAGUCUGUGUGGAGGUCAACAGCACUCACCUUCAAAAAUAAGGUCCGGGUUUUCAACUCCAAUGUGAAGUCAGUCCUCCUAUACGGAUCAGAGACUUGGUCAGCGCGUCAUAAAGAGCAUCUCAAAAAAACUUCAGAUCUUCAUUAACAGUUGUCUUCGCUCAAUACUGAAGAUCAGAUGGCCGGACAGAAAAGAUCAGCAACAGGGAUCUGCGUCAAUGAGCGAAUCAACCAGGAACCGAUUGUGAAACAAAUAGGCAGGAAGAAAUGGAGGUGGAUUGGAUUGUGGCCAUACUCUGAGAAAACCAUCAAGUGACAUCACUAGAUAAUCCCUCGAGUGGAACCCUAGAGGGAAGUGGCGAGUUGGUCAUCCUAAGGUGACUUGGAGGAGGUCAUGUGAAGAGGAGAUGAAAGCAUUUGGGCAGACUUGGAACAAGGUGAAAACUCUUGUAGAGAAUCGAAGGCAAUGGAGACGUGCAUCUGAAGCCCUAUGUUCCUCUAGGAAUUAAACGAAAUAAUAACUACAUACCUAUACAAUUAAACGACUAGAUGCUAUCCAUUCAUGGGAUUGUAGUUUUUCUAUGUAUGAGUUGAUCGCCAUUUCUUAUUAUGUUAGCUGCUAUUUUGAUAAAGAUUGACUAAUCGUCUUAAGAAAUCGAAAUCACAGCAUUGUAAUUGUCAGCGUUUGGAUUCCUCAUCAACUUCUGAAUUAUUCGAUGCAUUUUGAGUGAUUAUUGCUAAAAAAUGUAAUUAAGAGUAAAAUACGAGCAUUGAAGGAAUCUUAGAACACUAUUUAGGGAAGGAAAUAUGUAUUUUCGGUGAAUUCUCCGAAGGUUUUACAAUUACAUCAUAAAAUAUCAGUCAUAGACAUUUGAAACAAUGGGGAUCAAUAGAAUCAAAUAUAACCAAAGAGAAUGUAAGUAGAAUCAUAAUAAACUGUGAAACUGAGAUUAAAGUAUAUGACUAUAGCACUGUCAACUUCAUUAUCAAUCUCAUACUGUGCUAUAGUGGCAUGCUUUAACCUUCAUUUCACAAUCUGACGCUAUUUAAACAGUUAAUAUACUCCUUUAAACCGAGAUCGCAGUUCCAUUUUUGAUUUUGACUCAUGCCCGAAGUGCUUGCAGAAUGUAGCAUAAAUCCGUGUGUGAGUGUAGUAGCUUGUCACGUCAAAACCAACCAUUUUUCUUCUUUUUACAUUUAAAUUUUCUUUGGCCUUUGUUUAAUUUACUUAAAUUAGUCUAGAAUCUGGACAGCGUUUAGAUAGUUCAUGUGUUCCCGAGGUGAACUGCAGGCCUAAUAGAGUAUACACAUAGUGUUGUAGUUUUUACUAGGAUUAUUAAUUUUAGGCGUCAAAUUGAAUCAAUUCACCUCACCCAGUAAUCACCUUAUUUGACGCACUAGAUAGGAUUUUCUCAUCCUAAUCAUGACUGUGUGUACAGGUUUCUUAGACUGCUCACAUGUACCUGCUGCAAAACGUCAGAUGAUUUUGCUAAUAAAAUCUUAUUUGUCAUUAUUUCAUUGUGCCAUGUUUUGGCACCAGUCAAUGAAAUCUACAACAGUUAGUCUAAGCCACGUAGGGAAGUGCAGACUUCCUGGUUGGGGUCUUCGGGACAGUAAAAACCAAUGGUUGGAAACAAUUUGUGAUAUGGCUCAAAAUCGUUCUCAAUGGCUGGCGCAGAUGCAUCCACUCCUUGUGACAUGAUUUCCAAUGAAGCUAUAUUGUUCUUCGUUAUUACUAU